This is a messenger RNA of Ectocarpus siliculosus, 1578 nucleotides long. NCBI's taxonomy places the organism in Eukaryota, Phaeophyceae, Ectocarpales, Ectocarpaceae. The record is from the annotation of a GenBank genome assembly.
AUGACUGACAGAGUAGAGGGUGCAGGAAUCGAAGCAUCGUCAUUGCUCCCUCUUGCACUGCUCAACACGGUGACGCUGCUCUGGGGCACGCAGCACGCCGUGAUCAAGCUCAUUCUGCAGGAGGACCUAAGCCCUGGGGUGACAAACUUUGCCCGGUUCGGUAUCGCAGCGCUGAUCUUCUCGCCAUGGACGCCAGGGGUGCUCCGAGAUACACCGUCCAUCCCUGAUCUUUUAACUGGUCAAGUAGGUGUAGGGGACAAAGAAGGGGGAGAGUUGGGUGCUGCUGAUGGUGGUGGUGGUGGUGGUGGUGCUGCUGCUGCUGCGGAAACGUGGCGUGCCGGAGCGGAGCUCGGCGUGUGGAUGUUCUUGGGUUUUGCUUUCCAGUCGAUAGGUCUGGGCCUUACAACUGCAAGCCGGAGCGCGUUCCUGCUCUACCUGAACGUCAAGCUCGUGCCGUUCUUCGCCUUCGUGCUGGAGGGCCGGAGAAUCUCCACACCCACCUGGAUCAGCGCCUUCCUCGCCUUUGUGGGGACCGUGCUUUUGUCCUCCGACGGCACGCCUCCGAACCUGGGAGACUUCUGGAGCGUGCUCGCCGCCGCGACCUCGGCCAUGUUCAUCCUGCGCUUGGAGAAGUACUCGGGGAGCUGCGACCCCUCCCAGCUCAACAGCGCGAAUCUGUGGAUCACGGCCGGGUUGUGCGGGGCGUGGGCAGCAUGGGAGGUGACCGUGCGAGGCGUAGACGUCAGCAUGGCACUCGAAGGCAUUCAAGCGCAGGCCCCGCUCAUAGGCUACCUCGCAGUCGUCACCACGGCCCUCACCAACUGGAUGCAGGCGGUGGGGCAGCGCAGCGUGCCGGCCGAGCGCGCCGCUAUCAUCUACGCCAUGGACCCCGUCUACGCGGCGGGGUUCGCGUACCUGCUGCUGGGGGAGACUCUCGGGCCAGCAGGGCUAGUAGGUGCGGGGAUAAUUACGGGGGCCGCGCUUUGGAGCCAGGGGAAGCAGAUGGAGGAAGUGGACGGCGAUGAAGAUAGAGUCGGAGACAAGGACGUUUGAUAAUAAGCUGAAUAGAUGAGAGGGGAAGGAGGUAUAGAAGCUCUUCGUCUGCCGAACAUGGAAAUUUUGGAUUUUUUUUUAGCGUGGCACACCGGGUAGAGGUUGUUUUAUUGAUCGAGAAUUAAAUGCUUUGUGCUGGUUUCAGCCUUGGUGGGAAAGUUGACACGCUUGUUUGACAACGAUGUACACAGCGGGUUUUAUGUAGAGAAUAAGGUUUACCCAGUGAUAAGACUUUAGCCACGCGCACAUCCCUUCGAUCUUACGGUGGACGGGGUAUUAUGUGAGUACGCUGCGGUACAUGACACUAACAUGGUACUUCUUGUUUGUUUUGACACUUUUCAUGCUCCUGUUUGUUGUGGCGUAGGCGAUCACAUGCUCCUGAGUACUAUGUAGACAGGGCAUACGCGCUACGCUGCUCUUCAAGUACAAGUCGUAUCGCUCGAUGCUUUCUUGUCUAUGUAGACGAGGCUUUGGCUGCCGCAGGCGUCCGUACAUGUCGAUUGACUCAACAAACGGUGUGCAUGC